CGCGACACCAGCUUCUGACAGAACACAACCUCAGGUUCCCGCUUCCACGGCGUGCGCGUCGUCGCAACAGUUUCAAGAUGUCGACGCAACAGCAAGCCAUGAUUAUGGAAACCAUCCUUGGGCUCAAGAGGGCCUCGAAGCGCAAGGCCUACGAGUCCGACUCCGACUCAUCAAUCGACCAAACCACGAACCGCGGCAACAAGCUAAAGAAGCGAGCGAGGUUUGUCCGCCAGGGCCGACUGGCGUCCUCCAUGGGCCCGGCGGCAUACAAGGAGGUUACGGAACAUGCCGGCUACCAACGAGCGAUCAUAAACCGCAACCCGCCGCUGAUUGACGAAGAUGGCUACGACAUUACAAGCGACGACGACGAGGAGCAGAUACAGGAGGCGGUCGCCUCGGCGAUGGAGGAGAACCCGUAUUCGUCGAUCCGGUUGGAACAAAUCCUGGCUCCGUUGACCUCCGUCAUCGAUUUACCAUCACACCCCACGCUUUCGCGACCGUUUACCUCGAAGGCGCUGACAGAGUUGAUUGAACAAGGGCUGGCAUUGAUGCAAAAGGAAAAUGCGGCGCUAUGGAAAGCUAAGCCCCUGCUCACCAAGCUGGUUGGUGAUAAUACAUGGGCACCUUGCGGCCUCAUGACCGCACCCGACGGCAGUGACGCGUUGUUAUUCACCGACACUGUGAGCUUCUUCAACCGGCCAGCGCGCCACGACCCAGCGCAAAUGACCGCGCCUCCUGGCAUCAGUGGGGCUCCCGAGCCUUUUGGAAACACUUCUACAGGGUUGGCGCAACGAAGAGUAGGCCAGGAUGCGCUCGAAAUUGAGGCAGCAGUACGGCCUGUGGGGAACACGGAGCAGAAUGUAGAGUCAGGCGAGAAAGCGCUCGAUGGAGAAACAUUACCAGAUGCGCCGAGGAGCGUCAACGGCGAAGCCCACCCUUCAAAGGGAUCCAGUGCGCCAGGAAACCCCGUGAAGGAACCACAAGUCAACGGCAGACUCGAUCACGGCGACGAGAACAAGGACGGACCUAUCCGAGUUGAUGGCGAGGGGCUGAACAAACGAAAUAACGCUGAGAGUGAGGAUACGGAGAUGGCAGUAGCUGCCAGCGUCGGCCCUACCACAACAGCGCAGCGGAACACGACAUUACCAACAGCACACCCCAUGAUCCCACCCCCCGACAUACAGGUACAAUCUGACGCCACAGAAACCCCCGAAGAGCUGUUCAUUCAUCCGCUCUUUCGCCUCCCACCAGCGGCGCACCCUGACCGGGACCUGGGCCUCCCCGAACAAGAGGCCGAAGAGGUGCGGCGGCUGCUGCUGCUGUACGUGCAGAAGCAGGAGGAGAUCUGCCGAGGGACGAAGCGGUUAUAUGAGGGGCUACUCAAGGCGGAUCGGUACCGCAAGACGGUGUGGAGGUGGGCCAAGGCUGAGGCACACUGCGGGCCAAACCGCGACAUGUCGGACGGGGAAGACUGGUAUGACAAGGAGGAAUGGGGGUUGACGGAGGACCUGAAAAAGGGGGAGGACGAGGUGGAGGAGGACGCGGCGCAGCCGCAGAAGAAGACAAGGAACCGGAAGUGAUCGGAGUAAAACGGGAUUCGGGGGUAGGCGCUCGGAGCUACGAGACGAUGGUUGUGGUUGUCAGUCAACAAUACGAAUCUGGUGGGAUUGCGUCUAAUUGGUUCGUUGGAACAUGCUGGUGAUGCACUAGAGCUGAGCCCGGAAACAGAUUAGGGAAUUCUUGAUGCACGAUUAUUCGGUACUCCAAGUCAUCACACACUCACACAGGCC
This is a messenger RNA of Chaetomium strumarium, 1790 nucleotides long. RefSeq names its product RXT2-like protein. The record is from RefSeq and is a predicted model, not a curated record. NCBI's taxonomy places the organism in Eukaryota, Fungi, Ascomycota, Sordariomycetes, Sordariales, Chaetomiaceae. Bases 78 to 1580 code for a protein of 500 amino acids. The transcript is spliced from 4 exons. Gene Ontology annotation, biological process: negative regulation of rDNA heterochromatin formation; negative regulation of silent mating-type cassette heterochromatin formation. Gene Ontology annotation, cellular component: cytosol; Rpd3L complex.